Molecule: messenger RNA, 549 nt
Organism: Podospora anserina S mat+
Lineage: Eukaryota; Fungi; Ascomycota; Sordariomycetes; Sordariales; Podosporaceae
Exons: 3
Coding region: 1-549 (182 amino acids)
Source: RefSeq, a predicted model, not a curated record
AUGUCAUCUUCGCGCUCACGUCGAACUGGACACAAGUCUGGAAGCUCGAGUGGAUCCGGCUCACAGUCAGCGCGCCAGAUCAUCGAGUCUCUCCUUACCCACCGCAUCAACACCUUGACUGAGCUCUGUCGUGUGGAACGCUUGGUAGCGAAUGCCGAGACAGAGGAGGAUCAACUAGCUUUCCAGGAACCCAUGACCUCGGCUUGGAUCUACUACGUCGAAUCAAAUCAGAUGCUUUCCGAGCUCCGGGGGCUCACCCCCAACUACGCCUUUUCCGGGGAAAUGUUGACGUACGCCCAGGGCCUGGUCCGAAACGACCCGCAAUCCAACAGGAGCUGGAACUUCGCCUGGAUGGUACUAGAAAAGAUCACAGAGGAGAAUCUGGUGGCCACCUAUGCUGAAAUCGAAGCAGCCAGGCCUGAAAUGUGGGGCGGUGUCGUGCCAGACGAUCAACAGAUACAGGAGCUGGCAGCCUACUUUUCUCAAGAGUGGACUUAUGCCAUCAACUGGAUGUUGCAGCACUGGACCGCUGCCCCAGUGUGGUACUGA